GAAGAAAAUGUGAAAAUUGUCCUCAUGAACCCAAAUAUUGCUUCAGUGCAGACCAAUGAGACUGGCUUAAAGCAGGCUGAUGCUGUCUACUUCCUCCCCAUCACUCCGCAGUUUGUUGUAGAGGUCAUCAAGGCAGAGCGUCCCGACGGAUUAAUUCUGGGCAUGGGUGGCCAGACUGCUCUCAACUGUGGAGUGGAACUCUUCAAGCAAGGAGUCCUGCAGCAGUAUGGUGUGAAGGUCCUAGGUACAUCAGUUGAAUCCAUCAUGGCUACAGAGGAUAGAAAGCUUUUUUCCGAUAAACUGACUGAGCUAAAUGAAAAGAUUGCUCCUAGCUUUGCAGUGGAAUCGAUUGAAGAUGCUCUGAAGGCAGCUGAAAAGAUUCGCUACCCAGUGAUGAUACGCUCUGCCUAUGCCCUUGGUGGUCUGGGAUCAGGAAUAUGUUCUGAUAAGGAAAGUUUGCUGGACCUUGGUACAAAGGCAUUUGCAAUGACUAACCAAAUUCUGGUGGAAAAGUCAGUCGUUGGCUGGAAGGAGAUAGAGUAUGAAGUUGUGAGAGAUGCUGCUGAUAACUGCAUUGCUGUCUGCAAUAUGGAAAACAUUGAUGCUAUGGGAGUCCACACAGGAGAUUCUAUCGUAGUGGCUCCAAGCCAGACACUCACUAAUGAAGAGUUCCAGAUGCUGAGGGACCAUGCCAUCAAAGUUGUCCGACAUUUGGGCAUUGUGGGAGAGUGUAAUAUCCAGUUUGCUCUGCAUCCAACUUCCCUGGAGUACUAUGUCAUUGAAGUUAACGCCAGGCUCUCGAGAAGUUCAGCUUUGGCCUCCAAGGCGACAGGGUAUCCAUUAGCCUUCAUUGCUGCCAAAAUUGCCCUGGGGAUUCCCUUGCCAGAAAUCAAGAAUGUGGUGACAGGAAAAACCUCUGCCUGCUUUGAGCCCAGCCUUGACUAUGUUGUUACCAAGAUACCCCGCUGGGAUUUGGACCGUUUUCAGCAUACAUCCAACCGGAUUGGGAGCUCCAUGAAGAGUGUGGGAGAGGUCAUGGCUAUCGGGCGCACUUUUGAGGAGAGCUUCCAGAAGGCCCUGAGAAUGUGCCACCCCUCAGUAGAUGGUUUCACUUCACAUCUGCCUAUGAACAAAGCCUGGCCAACCACCACAGACCUCCAGACGGAGCUCUCUGAGCCAUCCAGCACUCGGAUACAUGCAAUAGCCAAGGCCUUGGAUAACGAAGUCCCCGUGGAUGUCAUUCACAAACUCACAGCCAUUGACAAGUGGUUCCUGUAUAAGAUGCGCAGCAUUGUGAACAUGGAGAAGAUCCUGAAGGAAGUGAACAGUGAAACAGUUCCAGAAGAGAUGCUGAGGAGGGCCAAACAGAUCGGGUUCUCUGACAAACAGAUGGGGAAAUGCCUGAGGCUGACUGAAGUCCAGUGCCGUCAGCUGAGAGUGAGGAAGAACAUAGUGCCCUGGGUGAAACAGAUUGACACACUGGCAGCAGAAUACCCAACGGUGACUAAUUACCUCUAUGUCACGUACAAUGGGCAGGAGCAUGAUGUAAAAUUUGAUGACUGUGGAGUGAUGGUGCUGGGCUGUGGACCGUAUCACAUAGGCAGCAGCGUGGAGUUUGAUUGGUGUGCUGUCUCCAGUAUCCGCACGCUGCGUCAGCUUGGCAACAAGACUGUCGUCGUGAAUUGCAACCCGGAGACGGUGAGCACAGAUUUUGAUGAGUGUGACAGACUGUACUUUGAGGAGCUGUCAUUGGAAAGGAUCCUGGACAUCUACCAAUAUGAGGGAUGCAGUGGCUGCAUUAUUUCUGUAGGUGGGCAAAUUCCCAAUAACUUGGCAGUGCCACUGCACCACAGUGGAGUAAAGAUCCUUGGCACAAAUCCCUUGAAGAUUGACCAGGCAGAAGAUCGCUCCAUAUUCUCAGCUAUUCUGGAUGAGCUGCAUGUGGCCCAGGCCCCCUGGAAGGCAGUCAGUACACUGAGAGACGCAGUUGAAUUUGCAAGCUCAGUGAGAUACCCAUGUUUGCUGAGGCCCUCCUAUGUUCUGAGUGGGUCUGCAAUGAAUGUAGUAUUCACUGAAGAGGAAAUGAAGAAGUUCUUAGCAGAAGCCACCAGAGUCUCUCAGGAUCACCCUGUGGUACUCACUAAAUUUAUUGAAGAUGCCCGGGAGGUAGAAAUGGAUGCUGUAGCCCAGGCAGGAAGAGUUAUUUCACAUGCUAUUUCAGAGCAUGUGGAGGACGCAGGGGUUCACUCUGGAGAUGCUACCCUCCUGUUACCCACACAGACUAUUAGCCAGGGAGCCUUGGAGAAGAUAAAAGCUGCUACAAAAAAGAUUGCAAAUGCCUUUGCCAUCUCUGGUCCGUUUAACAUCCAGUUCUUGGUGCAAGGCAACAAUGUGCUGGUGAUAGAGUGCAACUUGCGCGCUUCACGCUCCUUCCCCUUUGUAUCGAAGACUCUGGGUGUGGACUUCAUUGAUGUGGCCACUAAAGUGAUGAUUGGAAAAGAGAUUGAUGAAUCAUCCCUCCCCACAAUGGAACGUCCCAUUAUUUCAUCCAAAUAUGUUGGGGUUAAGGCCCCAAUGUUUUCCUGGUCCCGAAUGAGAGAUGCUGACCCUGUUCUCCGAUGUGAAAUGGCCUCUACUGGGGAGGUUGCAUGCUUUGGGGAGGAUGUGUACUCUGCCUUCCAGAAGGCUAUGCUUGCCACAGGGUUUACAUUUCCUAAGAAGGGAAUUUUGGUUGGAAUCCAGAAGUCCUUCCGCCCCAGAUUCCUCAGUGUAGCAGAGCUACUGCAUGAGAGAGGCUUCAAGAUUUAUGCCACAGAAGCAACCUCAGACUGGCUCAAUGCUAAUGGUAUCCCAGCAAAUCCUGUGGCAUGGCCAUCACAGGAAAGCCAGAGUCCAAGCCUCCCCUCAGUCAGGAGGUUGGUAAGGGAUGGGAAAAUAGAUUUGGUGAUUAACCUUCCCAACAGCAACACCAAGUUUGUCCAUGAUAAUUAUGUGAUUCGGAGGAUGGCUAUUGACAGUGGGAUUGCUCUGCUCACUAACUUCCAGGUGACAAAGCUUUUUGCUGAAGCUUUCAAAUACUCUGGGAAAUUGGACUCCAGGAGUCUCUUCCACUACAGACAGCUGGACAAUGGAAACGCUGCAUAG
Molecule: messenger RNA, 3144 nt
Organism: Acanthisitta chloris (rifleman)
Lineage: Eukaryota; Metazoa; Chordata; Aves; Passeriformes; Acanthisittidae
Gene: CPS1
Product: carbamoyl-phosphate synthase 1, mitochondrial
Exons: 25
Biological process (GO): L-glutamine metabolic process
Cellular component (GO): cytoplasm
Molecular function (GO): metal ion binding; ATP binding
Source: RefSeq, a predicted model, not a curated record